AUGCAAGACCUGAAAGGGGGUACUUCUUCUUCUUCUUCGGCUUCUGGCGGCUGCAGCAAACUUCGUACAUCUUUAAAGAAUUUAGUGCCUCGCAGUGACUUACCGGGGGCGCAGCAACCAACUCCUUUUGGGCUGAACCGCUAUGGCAUCCUUCUUAUAUACCUGCUGUAUGUAUUUCUUACGGGUUGUGUAUACUUUGGCUGGGCAGCAAUAUCUUCUAUGCUGCUUCGAGCAGAGAGUUUUUCAAACUUAUGCGAGAAAGAUGCAGCGGGGAAUUACAUAGGAGAUAUGACAGAAGAAAAGGGUUUUAUAUGCAAUGAACAAGAGGCAGCAGUACAACAUUUAUACACCAUAACACUCGCUGUACACACAACAUUUAGCUCUAUUGCAGGAACAACUAUGGAUCUCGCAGGGCCUCUAAUGACAGCAGUAUUAGGACAAGUCUUUAACUUUACUGGAUGGGCAUUGCUUGCUAGCAGGCAGUCCUUAGGUAAUGGUGCUCUAUAUGCUGGCUUUGUUUUCAUAGGCAUGGGUGCAGAUAUGGGUUUCUUACCUACUCUAUGCAUCACACGUCUAUUUCCAGGCAGUGCAGGCUUAAGUAUAACUCUAUUAGGGAGCGCUGCAUCUGCUUCUUUUGCUGUGCCUCUUAUUCUUGAAGCUAUCUGCAAUAACUUAGGCUUAACAAACCCUCAGAAAGUCUUUUGGGCUUAUGCAGGCUUAGGCCCGGGUCUUUGUAUUCUUCUUUCUUUACUUUUUAUCCCUCGGGCUGGCUACAAGGACUUCCGCGACGAUGCAAAGAAAGUGCAUGACUCUCCUGCUGCAGAUGCUGCUGCUGCUGCUGCUGCUGCUGCUGCAGCUAGAGGAGAGGAAGGUGCAGCAAGGAAGUGCAGCAGCAGCGGAGAAGGUCUUGAAGAUGACAUGCAAUGUGCAGACCCUGCACCAGGAGACUCUCGCUGUGCUAUCCCAGGGGCGAGCUUCCGUCGGCAGUUGUUCUCUGCUAAGUAUAUUGUUUUAACUUUAUAUUUUGUUGGAGUUGGAUGGGCAAGCUCUUUUUAUCAAGAAGCACAUAAUAGAUUACUAGAAGAAGGCGUCAGAAACUUCUUAAAAGUACUGCUGCCUUUCUCUUUCUUACCUUGCAUCAUGUGGGGAUAUCUUGCAGAUCGCUGGGGUAUUAUUCGUGUUUUGUUUAUUACGAAUAUGAGCGGUCUUUUAAUGUAUUUGUUUACCUUCGGGGAGGUUGUAGCCUUAGGAUAUUUAUCUGUCUUAUGCUUUACAAACUAUAUGUCUAUAUUUACUUCUCAAGUAUUUGUUUAUAUAGAGCAACACUUCACCUAUGAACAUUUCGGGAAGCUUAUCGGCAUUAUUCAGAUGGUAGGGGGCCUUCUUUCUCUUGCAUGCAACCCGCUCUAUUCUCGUGUUGCUCUUAAUCCUAAUAUAAGUAACGGAUUAUUAAUUGUACAAGGCAUUAUGGUCGGCUUGCUGCUGCUGCAGUUUGUAUGGAUAUUCUCUCUUGUGCUCCUGGGGAGAAAUGAUAAAAGCCCUGCUCAGCUGCGAGCCAAGCAGCGAGAAGCAGCAGCAGCAGCAGCAGCAGCAGGAAAAGAUACUGAUGCAGCAGCAGAUGCAGCAGAUGUACAAUUGACGGACCCACUAGAAGAAGGCGUCAGAAACUUCUUAAAAGUACUGCUUCCUUUCUCUUUCUUACCUUGCAUCAUGUGGGGAUAUCUUGCAGAUCGCUGGGGAAUUAUUCGCGUUUUGUUUAUUACGAAUAUGAGCGGUCUUUUAAUGUAUUUGUUUACCUUCGGGGAGGUUGUAGCCUUAGGAUAUUUAUCUGUCUUAUGCUUUACAAACUAUAUGUCUAUAUUUACUUCUCAAGUAUUUGUUUAUAUAGAGCAACACUUCACCUAUGAACAUUUCGGGAAGCUUAUCGGCAUUAUUCAGAUGGUAGGGGGCCUUCUUUCUCUUGCAUGCAACCCGCUCUAUUCUCGUGUUGCUCUUAAUCCUAAUAUAAGUAACGGAUUAUUAAUUGUACAAGGCAUUAUGGUCGGCUUGCUGCUGCUGCAGUUUGUAUGGAUAUUCUCUCUUGUGCUCCUGGGGAGAAAUGAUAAAAGCCCUGCUCAGCUGCGAGCCAAGCAGCGAGAAGCAGCAGCAGCAGCAGCAGCAGCAGGAAAAGAUACUGAUGCAGCAGCAGAUGCAGCAGAUGUACAAUUGACGGACCCGAGCCUUUCUCUUGCUCAGCAAGACUCUAUCCCAUGA
Messenger RNA from Eimeria acervulina, 2253 nucleotides. RefSeq lists its product as hypothetical. Gene Ontology annotation, biological process: transmembrane transport. Lineage: Eukaryota; Apicomplexa; Conoidasida; Eucoccidiorida; Eimeriidae. The transcript has a single exon. The record is from RefSeq and is a predicted model, not a curated record. Gene Ontology annotation, molecular function: transmembrane transporter activity. Bases 1 to 2253 code for a protein of 750 amino acids.